Leptonychotes weddellii (Weddell seal) is the source of this 4145-nucleotide messenger RNA. The record is from RefSeq and is a predicted model, not a curated record. Lineage: Eukaryota; Metazoa; Chordata; Mammalia; Carnivora; Phocidae.
CCGCUGGCGAGAGGGAGAGAGAGGCCCGCCCGCUCGCCGGUCGGGCCAGUGUGGGCCAGUGCGUGAGGGCGCGGGGGGCCGUGUCAGCGAGACGCAGAGCGCAGCCGCCACCAGCAAACGGACAUGUUGGAGCCCAGCGCCGCCGCCGCCUCCUUUUCCUCAUCCUCCGAACAGGACUGAGAGGGGGCCCGCCACCCUCCGCCUCUGCCGCCCGCCCCGCCGCCUCGGCCUCAGCCUCUUCCUGCCCGGCCUCUGGCUCCACCGCUCGUCGCUUCCCCCCCCGCCCCUCAGGCCCGGCCGGUUCCCCGGCCCCGCUCCGCCGCGGCGCGAGGUCUAUGUGACCGGCGGGCCCGGAGCAGCCGCCGCCGCAGCGCGAACAUGGACGCCGUCAACGCCUUCAACCAGGAGCUCUUUUCACUUAUGGAUAUGAAACCUCCCAUCUCUCGAGCCAAGAUGAUUCUUAUCACUAAAGCUGCUAUUAAAGCUAUUAAGCUUUAUAAGCAUGUAGUUCAAAUAGUAGAAAAGUUCAUCAAAAAGUGUAAACCAGAGUACAAGGUUCCAGGAUUAUAUGUAAUCGACUCAAUUGUGCGACAGUCUCGUCAUCAGUUUGGAACCGAUAAAGAUGUUUUUGGGCCAAGAUUCUCUAAAAACAUAACCGCCACAUUCCAAUAUUUGUAUCUUUGUCCAUCUGAAGAUAAGAGUAAAAUAGUUCGUGUGCUGAACCUUUGGCAAAAAAAUGGAGUAUUCAAAAUUGAAAUUAUUCAGCCUCUUUUGGAUAUGGCUGCAGGAACCAGUAAUGCCGCCCCGGUAGCAGAAAAUGUUACUAAUAAUGAAGGUUCACCUCCACCUCCAGUUAAAGUUUCUUCUGAACCACCCCAAGCCACUACAAACUCUGUACCAACUGUACCACAGUUGCCUAGCUCUGAUGCUUUUGCUGCUGUGGCCCAACUGUUUCAGACAACUCAAGGUCAACAGCUUCAGCAGAUCCUUCAGACUUUUCAGCAGCCUCCAAAACCACAGUCUCCGGCCCUUGACAAUGCUGUGAUGGCUCAGGUCCAGGCUAUCACAGCUCAGUUAAAGACAGCUCCUGCACAGCCACCUGAACAAAAAGCUGCUUUCCCCCAGCCUGAGCAAAAAACUACAUUUGACAAGAAGCUCCUUGAUAGAUUUGAUUAUGAUGAUGAGCCAGAAGCUGUGGAAGAAGCAAAGAAGGAGGAUGCCGCCGCCGCCGCCGCCGCCGCCGCCGCCUCCGCCGCGCCCGCCGCCGCGCCCGCCGCUUCCCCUCCACAGGCACCCUUUGGGUUUCCUGGGGAUGGCAUGCAGCAGCCAGCAUAUACGCAACAUCAAAAUAUGGAUCAGUUUCAACCUCGAAUGAUGACAAUACAGCAGGAUCCAGUGCACCAUCAGGUUCCACUUCCUCCGAAUGGACAGAUGCCAGGAUUUGGCCUUCUUCCUACACCUCCAUUUCCUCCCAUGGCUCAGUCUGUGAUUCCUCCAACUCCACCCGUGCAGCAGCCUUUCCAAGCUUCUUUUCAGGCACAAAAUGAACCACUUACCCAGAAGGCACAUCAGGAAAUGGAAGUAGAACAACCUUGUAUUCAAGAGGUUAAACGGCACAUGUCUGAUAACAGAAAGUCAAGAUCUAGGUCAGCAUCCAGGUCACCAAAAAGAAGGCGAUCUCGAUCUGGUUCUAGAUCUCGAAGGUCCCGUCAUCGACGUUCUCGAUCACGGUCCAGAGAUAGACGCCGACAUUCUCCUAGAUCUCGGUCCCAAGAAAGGCGAGAUCGAGAAAAAGAAAGAGAACGCCGACAAAAAGGCCUUCCUCAAAUCAAACCAGAAACUGCGAGUGUUUGUAGUACUACACUCUGGGUGGGACAGCUGGACAAAAGGACUACUCAACAGGAUGUUGCCAGUCUAUUAGAAGAGUUUGGUCCAAUUGAAUCAAUUAAUAUGAUUCCUCCCAGAGGUUGUGCCUAUAUUGUUAUGGUUCAUAGGCAAGAUGCUUAUCGUGCCUUGCAGAAACUGAGCCGAGGAAACUAUAAAGUGAACCAGAAAUCCAUAAAGAUUGCCUGGGCUUUAAACAAAGGAAUAAAGGCAGAUUAUAAGCAGUAUUGGGAUGUAGAACUGGGUGUUACUUAUAUUCCAUGGGACAAAGUCAAGCCUGAAGAACUGGAGAGUUUUUGUGAAGGAGGAAUGUUGGACAGUGAUACACUUAAUCCAGAUUGGAAAGGAAUCCCCAAGAAGCAUGAAAAUGAAGUUGCUCAAAACGGAGGGGCGGAAACCUCACAUACAGAACCAGUAUCACCCAUUCCUAAACCUUUACCAGUGCCUGUCCCUCCGAUUCCUGUCCCUGCACCUAUAACAGUGCCACCUCCACAGGUCCCACCACAUCAGCCUGGUCCUCCUGUAGUUGGUGCUCUCCAGCCACCCACGUUCACACCUCCCUUGGGCAUUCCCCCUCCGGGUUUUGGUCCUGGUGUUCCUCCUCCGCCGCCGCCUCCACCAUUUUUGCGCCCAGGAUUUAAUCCGAUGCAUUUACCACCAGGUUUUCUUCCUCCUGGACCCCCACCUCCUAUAACUCCACCAGUAUCCAUUCCUCCUCCUCACACUCCACCAAUAAGCAUCCCAAACUCUACUAUCGCUGGUAUAAAUGAAGACACUACAAAAGACUUAUCUAUUGGAAAUCCCAUUCCAACAGUGGUGUCUGGGGCUAGAGGAAACGCCGAGUCUGGUGACAGUGUGAAAAUGUAUGGCUCUGCCGUGCCACCUGCUGCACCCACGAGUCUGCCCACCCCUCCCGUAACCCAGCCUGUUUCACUUCUUGGUACCCAAGGAGUUGCACCUGGUCCUGUCAUUGGGCUCCAGGCACCAUCCACUGGUCUUCUUGGUGCCCGCCCUGGCCUGAUCCCACUUCAGCGCCCUCCAGGAAUGCCUCCACCUCACUUACAGCGGUUUCCUCUGAUGCCACCUCGCCCCAUGCCGCCGCAUAUGAUGCACAGAGGCCCCCCUCCAGGACCGGGGGGCUUUGGAAUGCCUCCACCUCAUGGAAUGAAAGGCCCCUUUCCACCGCAUGGCCCCUUUGUUAGGCCGGGCGGAAUGCCAGGGCUGGGGGGCCCAGGGCCAGGCCCGGGGGGCCCCGAGGACAGAGACGGCAGGCAGCAACCCACCCAGCCGCCGCCCCAGCCCUUGCCUUCUGCACGAAGUGGAUGGUGCCCUCCACCGGGCCCUGGCCCUUCAGCACGCACACGGCCUCCGCCGCCGUCUGCGCAGCCACCGCCACAGCCGUUUAGAAAUGAUAACAGGCAGCAGUUCAAUUCAGGUAGAGACCAAGAGAGGUUUGGAAGAAGAUCUUUUGGAAAUAGGGUGGAAAAUGACCGGGAACGGUAUGGGAGCCGUAACGAUGAUAGAGAGAAUAGUAAUCGUGAGAGGAGAGAGUGGGGAAGAAGGAGCCCUGACCGGGACAGGCACAGAGACUUGGAAGAGAGGAAUAGACGCUCUAGUGGGCAUCGAGACAGAGAGAGAGAUUCGAGAGAUAGAGAGUCUCGUAGAGAGAAGGAAGAAAACCGAGGAAAGGAGAAGCCUGAGGUCACAGACAGGGCAGGUGGUAACAAAACCGCUGAACCUCCCAUUAGCCAAGUGGGAAAUGUAGACACUGUUUCAGAACUUGAUAAGGGGGAGUCUGAGUCUGCAGUUGUAAAAUCUUCUGAAGAGCUACCUGCUGAGGCUACCUCAUCCGUUGAACCCGAAAAGGAUUCUGGCUCAGCAGCAGAGGCUCCUCGUUAGAGACUGGAAUUUGUCAAAAUGUGACAGUGACACUUCUGGAGUGUAGAGCUUGAGGUGUACAGAUGCUGUAUUAUAUUUGCUCCUGCUAUAUCACAGCCCCGCAGUAGUUGGUGGGGUCUUGUAAGCAAUUUGAUUGCUUCCCUUCUAUUUAAAAAUAGCCACAAAAUAACAAAAAAUACUGAAAAUAUGAAUAAAUAUUACCCUUUUUGCUGUAACUUUUUAAAAGUUUUGACUUUAAAAAGUUUACAAAUCGUAAUUAGAAGUGCUCUCUAUUUUUUUUUUUUUUAAUUUAAGACAAGGUAACGGUGAAAGCUCCUCAAAACAAUAGGGAUGUUUUUAAUAAACUCUAUUUUCAUAACAAA